Molecule: messenger RNA, 1839 nt
Organism: Nannospalax galili (Upper Galilee mountains blind mole rat)
Lineage: Eukaryota; Metazoa; Chordata; Mammalia; Rodentia; Spalacidae
Product: keratin, type II cuticular Hb1-like
Exons: 7
Coding region: 123-1403 (426 amino acids)
Biological process (GO): keratinization; intermediate filament organization
Cellular component (GO): keratin filament
Molecular function (GO): structural constituent of skin epidermis
Source: RefSeq, a predicted model, not a curated record
CCAGGCAGCCCAGGCCGCUUUGAUUCCCACUGGCAAGCUCGUAAAUGCCGGGGCGCCGGGCCACGAUAUAAGGCGCAGCGCCGGCCUCGGGGUCCAAUCUGGUCCUGAGUCGCCGCGGCACGAUGUCCUGCUUCUCCUCCCGCAUCUUCGCUCCCUGCGGGGUCCGCGCCUUCAGCUGCGCCUCGGCCUGCGGGCCCCGGCCAGGCCGCUGCUGCAUCUCCGCCGCCCCCUACCGCGGCAUCUCCUGCUACCGCGGCCUCUCCAGGGGCUUCGGGGGCUUCGGCAGCCGCAGCGUCAGCGGAGCCUUCCGCUCAGGCUCCUGUGGCCGCAGCUUCGGAUACCGCUCCGGAGGCGUCUGCGGGCCCACUCCCCCCUGCAUCACCACCGUGUCUGUCAACGAGAGCCUGCUCACGCCCCUCAACCUGGAGAUCGACCCCAAUGCGCAGUGCGUGAAGCAUGAGGAGAAGGAGCAGAUCAAGGGCCUCAACAGCAGGUUCGCCGCCUUCAUCGACAAGGUGCGCUUCCUGGAGCAGCAGAACAAGCUGCUGGAGACCAAGUGGCAGUUCUACCAGAACCGCAAGUGCUGUGAGAGCAACCUGGAGCCGCUGUUCGAGGGCUACAUCGAGACACUGAGGCGGGAGGCCGAGUGUGUGGAGGCUGACAGUGGGAGGCUGGCCGCUGAGCUCAACCACGUGCAGGAGGCCAUGGAGGGCUACAAGAAGAGCAUCGUCAAGAUGGACAACAGCCGGGAACUGAACAUGGACUGCAUUGUGGCCGAGAUCAAGGCUCAGUAUGAUGACAUCGCCACCCGCAGCCGGGCUGAGGCCGAGUCCUGGUACCGCACCAAGUGCGAGGAGAUAAAGGCCACAGUGAUCCGGCAUGGGGAGACCCUGCGCCACACCAGAGAGGAGAUCAACGAGCUGAACCGCAUCAUCCAGAGGCUGACCGCUGAAGUAGAGAAUGCCAAGUGCCAGAACACCAAGCUGGAGGCUGCCGUGACCCAGUCUGAGCAGCAGGGUGAGGCGGCGCUCACAGAUGCUCGCUGCAAGCUGACUGAGCUGGAGGCCGCCCUGCAGAAGGCCAAGCAGGACAUGGCCUGCCUGCUCAAGGAGUACCAGGAGGUGAUGAACUCCAAACUGGGUCUGGACAUCGAGAUCGCCACCUACAGGCGCCUGCUGGAGGGCGAGGAGACAAGGUUGUGUGAGGGCGUUGGCGCUGUAAAUGUCUGUGUCAGCAGCUCCCGAGGCGGGGUCGUGUCCGGAGACCUGUGCGUGUCGGGCUCGCGGCCGGUGACCGGCGGCGUCUGCAGCGCCCCGUGCAGCGGGAACGUGGCCGUGAGCACCGGCCUGUGCGCUCCCUGCGGCCAGAGCUGCGGCAGUGGCCGCUCGGUGAGGUUCGCGUAGUGGGACCUCCGCUUUGCUCCCCGCCGCCGCUCCGCCAGCCACAGCCCCUGCGUCCAGAGGCGGUCCCAGGGCCUGAAGGCCCCCGACUUGAAGGACUGGGGGCGCCGGUGUCCUGACCUGGCCUCACUACUGCGCUCCACCCUUGCCGCAAAUUUGCCCCCUUCAUCUCUUUCGGGAAAGCCAAGGCUCCCGGACUUGCGAUCCUGCCUGGUCCCUGACCCCGUGUCUAAAUGAUCCAUGUCCCUUUCGUUCUGGGCAAAGACUCAGUCCCGAGUUAGGAUGUUCUGGGGGCUUGGGCACCUGUGGCUUCUGUGCACUCUGCCUCCCCUCCCCCAACCGUAGCUAUGGUGACACUUCUACUUCCUAGAGGCUAAUUUCCAGCUGCCUAGGCUCCCUGUGCUUGAGCUCUGAUCUCAAUAAAGCUCACAGUCAUGGA